Molecule: messenger RNA, 745 nt
Organism: Magallana angulata
Lineage: Eukaryota; Metazoa; Mollusca; Bivalvia; Ostreida; Ostreidae
Product: fucolectin-1-like
Exons: 4
Coding region: 1-684 (227 amino acids)
Source: RefSeq, a predicted model, not a curated record
AUGGUAGAAAAAGAAAGACAGAGACAGACAAACAGACAGCCUAUGCCUAUCAAAUUGGUUAUGAAAGAAAAUAAUGCACUGCCAGUAUUUGUUCGAAGUUUGACAGAAUGUGCAAACCGCUGUGUCAGUAAAACUAAAUGUGUUUCGUUCUUUUAUAACCACAUAGAUUCUCUCUGCCAAUCGGAUGGAAAAAUAUAUGUGACUUCUGUUUACAAAAAUGCAUAUUCUUGGAUAUAUUACGAAACGAAAAUGACGAAUGUGGCAGCCUGUAAGUCAGUCAAUAUGAGCUCUGAAUAUAACCCACCUCACCAUUCUCCACAUUACGCAGUGGACGACCAAGUGUUUAAUACGUGGCAUGCUAAAAAGUGUGCAAGUACUAUGAAUGAAUCUACGCCUUGGAUAAACAUUGAUUUGGGAAACACUUUCGAUGUCAACUAUGUCACGCUGUUUAACGUAAUGGGUCCUUCUGGUGGACGUCUUCGUCAUAUUUCUGUUUUUUUGGGUGAGGCAGCUGGACUGUUUCUGGUCUCCUGUGGCAAAUUCGAAGGCCCCGCCGAAAAUGCUGAAGUUGUUCAUGUCGUUUGUGAUACACCUGCACGGGAACAAUUUGUGAAAAUCCAAAUAAACAGUUAUAGUAAUCAAACAGACCUCUUAACUCUGUGUGAAAUCCGAGUUAUGGUUUAGUGUUCUUGUUUUUUUUCCACUAAAUUCCAUAUAAGCACUUUAAUUAACGUGUUUUAUGAUA